Molecule: messenger RNA, 464 nt
Organism: Condylostylus longicornis
Lineage: Eukaryota; Metazoa; Arthropoda; Insecta; Diptera; Dolichopodidae
Gene: RpL36A
Product: 60S ribosomal protein L44
Exons: 3
Coding region: 81-395 (104 amino acids)
Biological process (GO): translation
Cellular component (GO): ribosome; cytosolic large ribosomal subunit
Molecular function (GO): structural constituent of ribosome
Source: RefSeq, a predicted model, not a curated record
AUUAAUUGUCAGUUGCAAAGGUUUCCGGUUAAAAAAACAUCCGGUCUUUUUUACCUUGAUUGACGUUAAAGAAGAGUAAAAUGGUGAACGUUCCCAAACAACGCCGUACUUUUUGCAAAAAAUGUAAAGUACACAAAUUGCACAAAGUAACGCAAUACAAAAAAUCAAAAGAGAGGAAAGCAGCGCAAGGUAGACGGCGUUACGAUAGAAAACAACAAGGUUUUGGUGGUCAAACUAAACCUAUUUUUAGGAAAAAGGCUAAAACCACAAAGAAAAUUGUUUUACGUAUGGAAUGUACCGAAUGCAAGUAUCGUAAACAGACCGCAUUAAAACGUUGUAAACAUUUUGAGUUAGGUGGAGAUAAGAAAAGAAAAGGACAAAUGAUUCAAUUCUAGAUGCAUAGGAUUGUAAUUAUUUGUUAUAAACAAAAAUUUUAAUAAAAACAUCUAAUUUAAAAUUUAAAA